Molecule: messenger RNA, 588 nt
Organism: Cavia porcellus (domestic guinea pig)
Lineage: Eukaryota; Metazoa; Chordata; Mammalia; Rodentia; Caviidae
Product: dynein axonemal light chain 1-like
Exons: 1
Coding region: 16-588 (190 amino acids)
Biological process (GO): outer dynein arm assembly
Cellular component (GO): cytoplasm
Molecular function (GO): dynein heavy chain binding; alpha-tubulin binding
Source: RefSeq, a predicted model, not a curated record
GUAGCAACCACUGGAAUGGAAAAAGCAACAACAAUCAAAGAAGCCUUGGCAAUAUGGGAAGAAGAAACUGGUCAGAGGCCAUCUGAAGCCCAGGAGAUAAAGCUUUAUGCCCAGAUUCCCCCAAUAGAGAAGAUGGAUGCCUCCUUAUCCACACUUGCUAACUGCGAGAAGCUUUCACUGUCUACAAAUUGCAUUGAAAGAAUUGCCAACCUGAAUGGCUUAAAAAACUUGAGGAUCUUGUCUUUAGGAAGAAACAACAUAAAGAACUUAAAUGGACUGGAAGCUGUAGGAGACACGUUAGAAGAACUGUGGAUCUCCUACAAUUUUAUUGAAAAGUUGAAAGGGAUCCAUGUAAUGAAACAAUUGAAGAUUCUCUACAUGUCUAAUAACCUGGUGAAAGAGUGGGCUGAGUUUGUGAAGCUGUCAGAACUGCCGUGCCUGGAAGACCUGGUAUUUGUCGGCAAUCCUCUGGAAGAGAAACAUUCUGCCGAAGGGAACUGGAUUGAGGAAGCAACCAAAAGAGUGCCCAAACUAAAAAAGCUGGAAGUUACUCCGGUAAUUAAACAGGAUGAGGAAGAAAAAAAUUAA